This is a messenger RNA of Trichogramma pretiosum, 1602 nucleotides long. RefSeq lists its product as uncharacterized. NCBI's taxonomy places the organism in Eukaryota, Metazoa, Arthropoda, Insecta, Hymenoptera, Trichogrammatidae. The transcript has a single exon. The record is from RefSeq and is a predicted model, not a curated record. Bases 1 to 1602 code for a protein of 533 amino acids.
AUGUCUGAUUUACUGAACGAUAAGGAGACUUACGAGAUGGUAAAACGCAAUCCUCUACCAAAACUAAUCAAAAACACGAAGGAUGUCUUACUCGCUUUGGAUGCUGACUUGAAAAUUCAGCGCACUCAGUUUGAGAGGUCAUUAAGUGAAACAUCUUUGGCGCGAGCCUAUGGUUUGCCUAAAAUCCAUAAGCCCGAUGCGCCAUUGAGACCAAUUAUUUCUCUCGUGGGUAGUCCGACUUACAUCGUGGCCAAGUUACUGUACGAAGAAAUCGUUUCUCAUGUUAAGCGACCAACGUCACACAUCAACAACAGCUUUGAUUUGAAAGAAAAAAUGCAUAGCAUAACCAUUCCUCCCGGUUACAUUUUCCUAUCUCUGGACGUCUCAAGUUUAUUUACGAGUAUUCCAGAGCAUUUAGUCUUAAAUGCGUUGGACAGAAGAUACACAGAGUUGUCACAGUCUAGAUUGUCGUUCGAUAAAAUACGCAGGACGACACAAUUUCUGUUCCAGAACACGUUUUUUGCCUUCAACAAGAUCUACUACCGACAGAGGUUUGGCACACCCAUGGGAAGUCCAAUCUCGCCACUGUUUGCAGACAUAGUCAUGGACGAUCUCGAGCAGUGGUGUUGGAAAGAAUUGGAGAAGCUUGGCUGUAAUGUACUUUUUUACCAUCGUUACGUGGAUGACACCAUCCUCUGCGUACACGAACAGUACAUAAGUUCGGUAGUUCGUGUGUUCAACAGCUAUCACCCGGCAUUGAAGUUCACUUACGAACAAGAAAAUCGAGGACAUAUUAACUUCCUGGACAUGACUCUUAUUAACCGGAACGGUAAAGUGUGCACAAAUUGGUAUAGAAAGUCGACCAACACCACAAGACUCCUCUCCUUCAAGUCAAAACACUCGACCCAACAGAAGAUCAAUAUUGUGUACAACUUGACUGACCGAGCUGUUUUGUUGUCGGACAAGAGUUUUCAUGCCAGUAACUUAAAUAUAGUCUCCGCCUUGUUGCAGCUCAAUGACUACCCACGGAGGUUCAUUGAUAAAUAUAUAAACAUCAGACUACAAGAUAUCCAAAGGAAGAGGUUGAUUCGUGAAGACGGAGUUUUGUCUGCCAAGAUCGAUGUGAGACCCUUCACUAUGUGUUUGCCGGCGGUAAAUACCUUCUUUGAUCGGUGCCUAAACACGCUAAAGAAAUACAACAUCAAGGUUAUACCACUACAGGACCGAUCGAUGGCUCCAAUCAUAAAACUUGGCAAGGAUUGUGUGGAACCAAUGGAUACCGCUGGUGUGGUGUACCAACUGCAAUGCAACAGCUGUGAUACUCGUUACGUGGGCGAGUCAAAAAGACCUUUAAAAACGCGAAUAAAAGAACAUGAGCGAGCCUGCAAAAGCAAAAAUCAUGAUUCGGUCGUGGCGCUUCAUACCUUACGCAACCCCGGUCAUGAUAUGAGGUGGGACCAAGUUAGGAUUUUAGACAGAGAAACAAAAUAUUGGCCCAGAAUGAUCUCGGAGAUGAUACAUAUUAAUAACCAACGCAAUGUUUUGAACAAGAAGGAAGAUAUUGACAAACUCAACAGAGUUUAUUUCAACAUUUUAAAAUAA